This is a messenger RNA of Cololabis saira (Pacific saury), 4184 nucleotides long. Its product is annotated as zinc finger protein 62 homolog. The transcript has 7 exons. Gene Ontology annotation, biological process: regulation of transcription by RNA polymerase II. The record is from RefSeq and is a predicted model, not a curated record. The coding region runs from base 27 to 4184 and encodes 1385 amino acids. Lineage: Eukaryota; Metazoa; Chordata; Actinopteri; Beloniformes; Belonidae. Gene Ontology annotation, molecular function: DNA-binding transcription factor activity, RNA polymerase II-specific; RNA polymerase II cis-regulatory region sequence-specific DNA binding.
UUGAAGCAAGCACAGCUUCCUACAAAAUGCGUUUCGGAUUGCAGAAGACCUUCACCGAGAAAACUGUGGAGGCCAUCCAGUCGUCUCCAUUUUCUCUCAAUUUGGAUGAAGCGACGACAGCCAGCAACAAAAAGGUCGUGACCUUCCUAGUGAGUUACUUCUCACAGGAGCAGCAGGAAGUCGUUGUUGAACACCUGGACACCGUGGAGCUGAAGAGAACCACGUCUCAAUCAUUGUUUGAUGCUCUGGGUGAUGUAUUUGAGCGUAUGAACAUUCCAUGGAGGAACCUAGUGUCUGUCUUAAUGGAUUCCUGUAGUGUCAUGCGUGGAUGGAAGAAUGGCUUGGAGGCGAAGAUCAGAGAGAAGAUUCCACAUCUCCUGAACAUCGAUGGCGACAGCUGUCACCACAUCCACAACUGUGCCAAAGAAUUCUGUAAGCCGUUUGGGAUGUGGUUAGAAGUUUUGUUCAAUGAUCUUCACACCGAUUUUAAAUGGACACCAGAGUUUAAAGAUUGUCUACGAGAGAUCGCUGCGAUGUUCAACCAGACCUUCACAGCUCCAGAGAGAUUCAUCCCUCACAGGUGGCUAAGCGCAUAUGAUGUUGCUCUGAGCACAGCCCGACUUCUCAAACCAAUGCAGGUCUUCUACUACAGCUUCUUGAAGCCUGACGACAAGGAGCUGUAUGAGGAACCCAUGGAGGCCAUACUGAACCACAAUGAAAUAUGCCCAAUUGACAGGAACAGGAUUCGGGAGAUACAAAGGCGCCUAGCUUCCAAAACAGGCAUGACAGAAAAUGGAAAAAACAGAAAGAAAAGAAUAGUGAACUGUCUUUUCUUCAAGCAGAAGAAAACUGUCCUUCAGCUGAAUUUGUACUUGUCAGUUCUUCCCCUUCUGAAGGAGUACGUCAUGGUAUUUCAGACGCAAAGCCUCAUGAUACACAAGUUGCAUGACCGUCAGGAAGCAGUCUUCAGAAAGUUCCUCGCAUGUUAUGUCCGCCCUGAGAAGUUUGCUUCAUUGCAUGGCAGAGAACUGAAAGAGAUGGAUAUCUCAACUGACAAGGGACAGUUCCUGCCAACGAACAAAGUCUUCGUGAAUGAAACCAUCCGCACCAUCGUGAGAGCAUCCUCUGAUGUCAUCGGCGAAGAAUUUCUUCACCAGAUGGCAACAGCAUACAAAAUGUGUGGCAAGAAGAUGCAGGAGAAGUUGCCUCUCCACAACAAAGUGCUCCGUACGUUCUCUGCAACAGAUCCUGAGUGUCGUCCUUCAACUGCUGUGAUUACAUGCCUGAAGCACCUCUGCAGCUGCUUGAAGGAUGUGAGCCCAUCGCAGUAUGAGGCAGCAUGUCAGCAGUGCCACCAUUUUGUUGCUGAUAAAGAUCUGCCAGCAUUCGCUGCUGAUGAUCGAGCUGACAUAUGGUGGGGCUUGGUUACAAAAAAAUACCCUGACUUAGGACACUUUGUUCUGGCAGCCUACACCUGUUUCCGUGGCCCCCAGGUGGAGAGCUCGUUCAGCUCUAUGAAAGGCAUCAUGAACGAGAGGACAGGGCAAAUGAACGUUAAAACCCUUAGCGCGUACCAGACUGGGAGGUACGGACUGAAGGCACACAAGGCCAGUGCCAUAAGCAUGUUUGGGCGAAAAAACAUCCUCCAUGAGCCCAUUCCAGUCCAACUGUGCAGGAACAUCAGAAGUGCAGCAGCUGCCUACAGAGCAGAGAAGGAGGAGAAAAGACAGACAUCACAGGCUCAAACCACCAUCUUGCUGACUAAAGCCAAGGCGAGGGAACUAAGAGAGAAAGCCAUGAAAACGAUGGACACGGAGAAUCAGUUCUGCAGUCCAACUGAAAUGGAGACAGUUGUCAACAGUGAGAGGUGUCAGAAACAUAGCCUGGUGUGUGCAACUGUCUCCCCCUUGGACAAGUGUCUCCAGUGUGUGGGACCUGUGUCCUCCCUCAAGUGGCUUGGCUAUAAAUGCAGAGAACUCCCACAAGAAAAUGUUUGUAAGGUGGAGGAGGACGGGGUUUCCAGUGACCAGCACCUGGAUAACCUGGAGAGGAGCUGCAGCCCGGACCAGGAGGAACCAGGGCAUCCACAGACUACAGAACUGGAGGAAGACUCCAGCGGUCAGGAGAUGAAGCACGAGGACGUAGAGGUGGAUGUCUCAUUGGUCAAUGUUGCUGAUGUGAAAGUUGAAAAUGGGGAACCAGGACCAAACUGUGGCCAGCUGCUGUUGCACACUUCUCCUGAAGCUCAAAACAAAGAUGAGGAAGGGACUGAAAGUUUACGCUCAGACUCCAGUAAAACUGCAGAUCCGGAGCCAAUGAGACGACACGGUGACCACGAAGAUGCUGCUGUCCCGUCAGACAGCAACUGUAAAUCAAAGCUGAUCAGGACCCACACGGGGAAGAAGGUAUUUUCUUGCAGCACUUGCAGGAAAGAGUUCAGUAAUAGUAGUAAUUUAAUGGAUCACAUGAAGAUCCACACUGGCGAAAGGCUGUACCUGUGCAACACCUGCGACAAAACCUUUACUUAUUUAUCAUAUCUUAAACGGCAUAUAACCACGCACACGGGCGAGAAGCCCUACAUCUGCAAAACAUGUGGAAAAAGUUACAGGCUACAUUCCCAUCUGGUGAUUCACUCGAAGACCCACAUGGACGAGAAGCCCUACAUCUGCAAAACAUGUGGAAAGAGUUACAAGCAACGUUGCCACCUGGUGGUUCACUCAAGGACCCACACCGGCGAAAGGCCGCACGUGUGCAGCACCUGCAGCAAAACCUUUACUAUUUCAUCGGAUCUUAAACGCCACAUAACCACGCACACCGGCGAGAAGCCCUACAUCUGCAAAACAUGUGGAAAAAGUUACAGGCUACGUUCCCACCUGCUGGUUCACUCGAGGAUCCACACGGGCGAGAAGCCGUACCUGUGCAACACCUGCGGAAAAACCUUUACUCAGUUAUCAGCUCUUAAAAGCCACAUAACCACGCACACGGGCGAGAAGCCCUACAUGUGCAAAACAUGUGGUAAAAGUUACACAGAACGUUGCCACCUGGUGGUUCACUCGAGGAUCCACACCGGCGAAAGGCCGUACCUGUGCAACAUCUGCGGAAAAACCUUUACUAGAUCAUCAAAUCUUAAAAGCCACAUAACCACGCACACGGGCGAGAAGCCCUACAUCUGCAAAACAUGUGGAAACAGUUACAAGCAACGUUGCAACCUGGUGGUUCACUCGAGGACCCACACCGGCGAAAGGCCGCACGUGUGCAGCACCUGCAGCAAAACCUUCACUAAUUUAUCGGAUCUUAAACGCCACAUAACCACGCACACGGGCGAGAAGCCCUACAUCUGCAAAACAUGUGGAAAGAGUUACAAGCAACAUUACAGCUUGGUGUUUCACUCGAGGACCCACACGGGCGAGAAGCUAUAUUUGUGCAAGACGUGCAACAAAGGUUUUGGCCGCAGAAUUGAUUUGCUGAGUCACAUGAAAAAUCACCCGGAGGAGAAGAUCCACACUGGCGAAAGGCCGUACCUGUGCAACACCUGCGGAAAAUCGUUUAGAAAAUCAUCAAUGCUCAAGAAGCAUAAAAUGAUCCACAAGGGCGAGAAGCUCUAUAUCUGCAAAACAUGUGGAAAGAGUUACACGCAACGUUCCACCCUGGUGAUUCACUCGAGGACCCACACCGGUGAAAGGCCGUACCCGUGCAACACCUGCAGCAAAACCUUUACUAAUUUAUGGGAUCUUAGACGCCACAUAACCACGCACACGGGUGAGAAGCCCUACAUCUGCAAAACAUGUGGAAAGAGUUACAGGCAAGAUUCCCACCUGCUGGUUCACUCGAGGAUCCACACCGGCGAAAGGCGGUACCUGUGUAACAUCGGCGGAAAAUCGUUUAUAAACUCAUCACAUCUUAAACGCCACAUAACCACGCACACGGGCGAGAAGCCCUACAUCUGCAAAACAUGUGGAAAAAGUUACACAGAACGUUACAACCUGGUGGUUCACUCGAGGACCCACUCCGGCGAAAGGCCGUACCUGUGCAACACCUGCAGUAAAACCUUUACUAGAUCAUCACAUCUUAAAAGCCACAUAAACACGCACACGGGCGAGAAGCGAUAUUUGUGCAAGACGUGCAACAAAGGUUUUAGCCGCAGAAUGGGUUUGCUGAGUCACAUGAAAAAUCACCCGGAAUAA